Harpegnathos saltator (Jerdon's jumping ant) is the source of this 902-nucleotide messenger RNA. RefSeq lists its product as uncharacterized. Lineage: Eukaryota; Metazoa; Arthropoda; Insecta; Hymenoptera; Formicidae. The coding region runs from base 160 to 456 and encodes 98 amino acids. The transcript is spliced from 2 exons. The record is from RefSeq and is a predicted model, not a curated record.
GCUUUGUGGGCUCAGCUUGAGUCAACACGCCUCUGUGACCAAUCAGGGUAUCGAUAUGCUUUCGGUGAACACCUGCUUGCAAGUGUCAAAGAGUUUGCUCGGUGAAUGAAUUGAGAAGAAUAUAUAGGUAUAAGUGCACAUUACUCGUUUACACAUACAAUGACACGAAGCGAGUCUAUCAUUAAUAAGAUAAAACAUGUAGAGGACAGCUUAAAGAAUACUUUACAUCGAGUUGAAGUAAUUGAGAAGAAGCUAAAGACGAAAUUGCUCACUACUGAGAAUCGAGAGAGAUUGGAAAAUGAACUGGAAGAAGUUAAGGAGGUCCUCAGGAGGAACGAAGAAAAAUUGCAGAGUUUAAGAAAAGAGAACUGCAAGUCCUCUAUGACAGCGGCCUGCUUGGUCUUCCUGUGUUUUCUUUUCUAUGGCAUUUACUUAAUGAUUUCUGAAAACAUUUAAUACACAGAACUGUGUGUACUUAGGGGAGAAUUGUAUUUUAUUAAAAAUUGAUUUAUAUAUUUUAUAAUUCAUUGCAAGUAGGAAGCAGAGUCACUGUUGUUGAAUCAGAUCUUGCCAAUAUCAUAAUGCAUUAGUGAGCAUCAAGAAAGCAACAGAAAUAUAAUUCUAAGAUAAAAAUAUAUGUGUAAUACUUUAUUAUACGUACAAUACAUAUAAAGAUGUUAUUGUAAUGAACAUUCCAUAUUUCUUGAUCCUGUAUACUUUAUAGGUGGAAAUUAGUAUGUCUGAAAAAUGUCUUCCUCUUUUCUGUAUACAUAUAUAAUUAUAUAUUACAUGAAUCAUGGACCAAAAUAAACACACCGAAAUACAUGCAAUAUCUCUUUUGCCAAAGCCACUUUUUAUUUUCAUAUAUUAAUCAACAAUCAAAAUAAAUGCUCUGUCCUAUA